Messenger RNA from Vigna unguiculata (cowpea), 1020 nucleotides. The record is from RefSeq and is a predicted model, not a curated record. NCBI's taxonomy places the organism in Eukaryota, Viridiplantae, Streptophyta, Magnoliopsida, Fabales, Fabaceae.
AUGGCAAGGACUCGUGGUGCUCACUUAGUUGGAGGAGAAAGCUCUCAACAAGGCAAGAGAAUAAGACCUACUGCAUCUGCUCGUAAAAGAGCCUGUGAAGGUGAUGUUGGUGUACCAAGGGUGAAUGUCGUUCAUGAACACCAACAUGUCGAUGAUGACUCUGUUGUUGACGAGCCACAAAAUUUUGGAGAAGUGCAAGAGGAGCACGAAGAAGGGGCUGCAUAUCCUGAAGGUCCAUAUGAUACCUCCUUACUUACUAGUUAUUCUGAUCACGUUGCAUUUUUACUAUGGCAAGGCGAGGACUGGGGCGAGUUAAAAUUGAUUUCCCAUGGUAAAAAAUGCAAUAAAUUAGGAGUUUGUCACCCUAAUGUUGAGGAGUUUGUUGUGAAUUCUGGAUUAAUGCCUCUUUGUGACAUAUCAUAUGAGUAUGCUGAUAAGGGACUGAUAUAUGCCUUUGUGGAGAGGUGGCACCGAGAGACAAAUAGUUUUCAUCUACCGGUUGGUGAGAUGACUGUGACACUUGAUGACGUGUCCAUGCUUCUUCAUGUCCCUAUAAUCAGACAAUUUUGUCCCAAUGUCCCUCUAGAUAAUGCUAGUGCUAUGGCACCACUAAUUGAGUUGUUAGGGGUGGAUCGGGCAAAGGCCACAACUAAAUUAAGACAAUGUCGGGGGCCCCGUGUGCGAUUGAGUUGGUUGAAAGAUUUGUAUGAAGAUUAUUGUGAGACUGAGCAAUGGGAAGAUCUUGCACCAUGCGGUGGAUAUGCAUGGGGAGUUGCUGCACUUGUUCACAUGUACGAACAACUAGGAGAUGCAUGCUUUGCAUAUACAAUACAAUUAGCUGGAUAUCCGACCCUUUUACAGAGUUGGAUAUAUGAGCACUUCCCUGGUAUGGGAAGGAAGGAAAUGGUGGGUAAUUAUGAUGAGACUCAACCUCGGAUGGCACGUUUUCGAACAGGGCGACAAAUAUGCUAUGUGAGAGACGUUCGAGUCCAGAUAGAUAUGUUGACAUAUGAUGGGUAA